Molecule: messenger RNA, 1368 nt
Organism: Trichechus manatus latirostris (Florida manatee)
Lineage: Eukaryota; Metazoa; Chordata; Mammalia; Sirenia; Trichechidae
Product: homeobox protein SIX1
Exons: 2
Coding region: 254-1108 (284 amino acids)
Biological process (GO): skeletal muscle fiber development; regulation of skeletal muscle cell proliferation; regulation of transcription by RNA polymerase II
Cellular component (GO): transcription regulator complex; nucleus
Molecular function (GO): RNA polymerase II cis-regulatory region sequence-specific DNA binding; DNA-binding transcription factor activity, RNA polymerase II-specific
Source: RefSeq, a predicted model, not a curated record
AGCAGCAUCCACCCGGCAAGAGGCCGGAGCCAGCGAGGCCCGAAAGGCUGAAAAUUGCGCCGGCUGCUCGGUGCGCAGCGCGCCCACCACUCCUCCUUCUCGCCCGCCCACCCGCAACUGCAGACCCGGCUCGUUUCUUCGCCGCCGCCAAGCAUAGGGAGGGGGCUAGGGCUGCCGCCCCCCUCCCCGCCGCCGCUGCCCCCUGCUUGUCAGGCUCUGCUGCCCGCAGCGUGCGCCCCGGCAGACCCCAGCCAUGUCGAUGCUGCCUUCUUUCGGCUUUACUCAGGAGCAAGUGGCGUGCGUGUGCGAGGUGCUGCAGCAAGGCGGGAACCUAGAACGCCUGGGCAGGUUCCUGUGGUCGCUGCCCGCCUGCGACCACCUGCACAAGAACGAAAGCGUGCUUAAGGCCAAGGCCGUGGUCGCCUUCCACCGCGGAAACUUCCGCGAGCUCUACAAGAUCCUGGAGAGCCACCAGUUUUCGCCUCACAAUCAUCCCAAACUGCAGCAGCUGUGGCUGAAGGCUCACUACGUGGAGGCCGAGAAGCUACGCGGCCGGCCCCUGGGCGCGGUGGGCAAGUAUCGGGUGCGCCGAAAAUUCCCACUGCCGCGCACCAUCUGGGACGGCGAGGAGACGAGCUACUGCUUCAAGGAGAAGUCGCGGGGCGUGCUGCGGGAGUGGUACGCGCACAACCCCUACCCCUCGCCGCGUGAGAAGCGGGAGCUGGCCGAGGCCACCGGCCUCACCACCACCCAGGUCAGCAACUGGUUUAAGAACCGGAGGCAAAGAGACCGGGCCGCCGAGGCCAAGGAAAGGGAGAACACUGAAAACAACAACUCCUCCUCCAACAAGCAGAAUCAACUCUCUCCUCUGGAAGGGGGCAAGCCGCUCAUGUCCAGCUCAGAAGAGGAAUUCUCGCCUCCCCAAAGUCCAGACCAGAACUCAGUCCUUCUGCUGCAGGGCAAUAUGGGCCACGCUAGGAGCUCAAACUAUUCUCUCCCCGGCUUAACAGCCUCACAGCCCGGUCAUGGCCUGCAGGCCCACCAGCACCAGCUCCAGGACUCCCUGCUUGGCCCACUCACCUCCAGUCUGGUGGACUUGGGAUCCUAAGUGGGGAGGGACGGGGGCCUCCAAGGGAUGGUUGGAGCAGCAACCAACUGCAGCAACUAGGGACACUUGUAAAUAGAAAUCAGGAACAUUUUUGCAGCUUGUUUCUGGGGUUCUUUGCGCAUAAAGGAAUGGUGGACUUUCACAAACGCCUUUUUAAAAAUCACAACCAACAGCAAUCUCAAGCUUAGUCACCCUCACCCUCUUCUCUCUGACUCUUUUCCACUUUUGCAUGUCCUCCCCCAGUCCAGAGAAGAGCAGGG